AAGGCGAUACCUUUGGGAAUUUGGGAUUCGAUAAUCGAUACUGUGUUCUUAGUUUGAUUUGAGAUAUAUCUAUUUUAAACUUAAUAUGCCUUUAAGUAAAUCGUCAAAAUUAAAUGAAACCAAUUUUCAAAUCAUUUUAUGGAAUAAAUAUUGAUAGGAUAUAUUCGAAAAUAAAUACAUGAAUAAUAAGAUAGUUGAGUCUGUGAUGGAUCUGCAUACUAAGCAGAGGCAGUUCUCUGGUCAAUUGUACAAAUAUACAAAUGUAAUGAAAGGCUGGCAAUAUAGGUAUUUUAUGGUUGAUGCCAAUUCAGGAUUGCUACAUUAUUAUCUUUGUGAAGGAGAAAAACCAGAUGGUUCGGUACCAAGGGGAUCAGUUCAUUUAUCAGGUGCAGUCAUUUGCCCCAGUGAUGAAGAUUCGAAAACCUUCACUGUUAAUUGUGCAUCAGGUGAUAUGCUUAAGCUGAGAGCAACAGAUGCAAGAGCUCGACAAGAAUGGGUCAAUGGAUUAAGAGCAGUUGCUGAGUCACAUACAAAAUCAAGUUCAGGAAACAGCCAACCUUUACCCCCUAGGGAACAGCUGGCAGUGUUAGAUGCAAUGGGAUGUGUGAGGUCACAGUUACAUCAAACUGAACAAGCAGACUUAGCUCUGUGUAGGUCAAUAGAGUCUGCAGGUCCUAAACUUUAUGUUGAUCCUAAUCUUCUACUUUUGAAAGCAACCUCUGCUGCAGCACUGCAUUGUCUGAUUCAGUGUUCAAAUAUUCUACAAAGAAAUCAGCAUGCUCAGCAGGCAAGACUGGGAUUUGCAAUCGAUGAAGACUAAUAUACCUAAUAAUAUAAUCAACUUAUCAAUUUAUGUUGAAUUAUACUGAAUGAAAUUGCAAAAUAGAUAAUUCAUAUAUAUUGUUAA
Molecule: messenger RNA, 907 nt
Organism: Harmonia axyridis
Lineage: Eukaryota; Metazoa; Arthropoda; Insecta; Coleoptera; Coccinellidae
Product: oxysterol-binding protein-related protein 11
Exons: 3
Coding region: 179-820 (213 amino acids)
Source: RefSeq, a predicted model, not a curated record